UGUGACGAGAAACUGGCGGGUGGGACAACUUGGGACCGCGCGUCAAUUCUUUGCGUUUAUUCGGUUUUUAACGGAUUUUAAAAGCUUCAUUCUUUUCCCCCCAGAACUGACUGACGUCAACAGAAUAAAAGGGGUCUAAUGUGUAUGAGGUCAUCACCCCACCACCUUCAGGGACCAUGCCCUGUCUCCAUAGCAACUUCUGGCCCCAGGUUGGCCCAGAGUGAGUGUGGGUCAAACCAGGCCUGAGCAGGCCUGACGUGGACCAGACCAGGCUGAGGUGGGCCCCGAAGCAGGCCAGAGUGAAGCAGAGACAUCAUGCACCAGCUGUUUGGCCUGGUUCUCGGCCAGAGGGACCUGUCGCGGGCCGGAGACCUCUUCUCCCUGGAAGACUCUGAGAUAGAGGACUGUCUCUCACAGGCCCUGGAGGAAAUCAAGGCUAUCUCCUGCUCUCCUGACUACCUGACCAAUGACAAUGACCAGGCGGUGGUGGAGAUCUGCAUCACGCGCAUCACCACGGCGAUCAGGGAGACGAGGUCCAUCGAGCGCCAUGGGGGGGCGUUAGUGAGUCUGUGGGAGUCCUGUCUGGAACACAACCUCACCCCCCAGGGCAAAGACGAAGACACACCCCAUGCCAAGAUAGCCUCCGACAUCACCAGCUGUAUACUGCAGAACUACAGUCGUCCCCCAGUGAUGGCUCUAGCAGUGCCGGUGGCAGUGAGGUUUCUGCAGAGAGGCAACAGAGAGCUCAGUAGAAACAUGUCCAGUUAUCUCUCUCUGACUGCCAUGGAUAAGGCUGAACUACUGGCUGAACACACAGAGGCUAUCACCUGCAGCGUGCUGGGAGGUAACCACAUGCUCCUACGCGUGUUGCCGUCCGUCUACCCCAAACUGCCCCAUGCCAUCCAUCGUCACCUAGGCAACCUGACGGCCAUGAUGUCACAGCUCGAGUCACCGGAGCAACAACACCUGCUGAGGCUGAUCCAGAUGGUCGCCGAGCAACAGCCACAGGUGCUGAGCCCCCUGGUGCCCUCCCUGGUUGGUUACCUAGGCGAUGCCUCUCUGAACGAGACCCUACUGGGUGCACUGGUGUACGUGUCACAGGCUAGCCCCGCCUCCAUGGCCCCCUUCCUGCCCACGCUGAGGGUUGUGGGUCAGCAGUACCCAGUCCUGCUGGGACACGUGGUUAAAAUACACAGAGCUGUGGGCUUGACCAGUGAGUGUCAGGCCCGUAGCUCCCUGGUGUACCUAGUUUCUCUACUGGGCAGUAUGGAUCACAGCUUCCACCACACUCUCCUGCUGGAGAUCAGAGCCCUGACUGACAGAUACACCUCCAUCCUGGGAGGCUGUGCCAAAGACAUCUACAGGAUGAGUAACAGCUUCACCUCUAUAGCCAGACUACUGGGGAGAAGACUGGAGACAGACACUACUAUCAACUGCAGGGUUGAAGAGGAAUCAGAAGGCCCUCCCUCCCCUUGUAUCUCAGAGGCCAGUGGGGGUGCGGGGGUGUGUGGAGGGGGAUCAGAAGGCCCUCCUUCCCCUUGUAUCUCAGAGGCCAGUGGGGGUGGGGGUGCGGGGGUGUGUGGAGGGGGAUCAGAGCAGCGACUGCAAGUGAAGAUCCAGGCGUUUGAGGAGAAGAUGGGGGAGGAGGGGGGAGAGGGGUCACCUACACCCCAACGCAGAAACAGCAUGGGACAAGCCACUAGAGAGAAACACAGAGAGAUGAGGUUUAACAGGUCAAAGAGUCUGGCUCUGCAAGCUGUGAGGUCACGGUCCGUCAACUCUGACAGCGAUCAGGAUGGAGAAGGGGUGGAGCUAACACCUGACGCAUUCCUCUCAGAAUCCCCACCCAAUCAGCAAACAGAAGCCUUAGAUACCUCUCCCACUGAGAGGAAACUAACCAAUGAGAACUCCCUGUCUCCCUCCACCCCUCCAGCCACUCCCUGUGAGGAACAGAGGGAUGGACAGGGAGAGGGGGAAGGAGGGAGAGGAGGAGGAAUAGGAGAGGGGAAAGAGGACAAGCUGUACAGCCACCUGAGGGACAACAUGGAGAAGAUCAAAGAGUUCUGUUCUGAGAUGGUUCAACAGAUCCCCAUACCAGAGCACUGUGUCAUAGAAGACUCGAGGCAGGGAAGUGUGAAGCUGUCGUUCUCGUGCCCUCUGAAGGGCCGCUACUGUCUCUAUACCAAGUCCUGUUUCACCCUCACCAGCCUCCAGCCACACCUCUGGAUCAACAUCAUGCUGCUUCAUCUACAGAGUCAGCACAGCGCUCCUCUCUCCUCUCUGGAUGACAGUGUGCGGAGGUUGGGGAGACUGUGGGAGGGGACCCAGCUAAAAGGAUCUCACAGCUUCUCCAUGGCCAUGACCCAACAGCCCACUCCACACAGAAAGGACCUGGACAGUCUGCAGAUCCAUCUGCAGGAGGUGCGUUUCUAUCACCUGUUUGGAUUCAGUGAAGAGGAGGGCAGCUGGCUCUGCUAUAUGUGCAACAACCCAGAGAAGGCCACAGUGGUGAACGAGGAUGGCCAGCCGCUGAUAGAGGGGAAACUGAAAGAGAAGCAGGUUCGCUGGAAGUUCAUCAAACGCUGGAAGACUCGCUACUUCACCCUGGCAGGAAACCAACUCCACUUCCGGAAGGGAAAAUCUAAGGAUGAGCCAGACGACAGCACCAUCGAGCUGAGCAAAGUGCAGAGCGUCAAGGUGGUGGCUAAGAAGCGGCGUGAGCGGGGUCUCCCUCGGGCCUUUGAGAUCUUCACAGACAAUAAGACGUACGUCCUGAAGGCUCGUGAUGAGAAGCAUGCUGAGGAGUGGCUCCAGUGUAUUAAUGUUGCCGUGGCCCAGGCCAGAGAGAGAGAGAACAGAGAGGCCAACACCUACCUGUGACCUUGUGACCUGGAAGAUAUUCUACCGUGACCCGUUCCUGACCCAGAAACACAACACACUACUGUACCAUCGACUAACAACAGUCCUGUGAUGUCCACUGUUUUUGAUCAAAUCAAAUCAAAUCAAAUUUAUUUAUAUAGCCCUUCGUACAUCAGCUGAUAUCUCAAAGUGCUGUACAGAAACCCAGCCUAAAACCCCAAACAGCAAACAAUGCAGGUGUAAAAGCACGAUCACCUGACAGUCCUGUGAUGUCCACUGUUUCUGACCACCUGACAGUCCUGUGAUGUCCACUGUUUCUGAUCAUCUGACAGUCCUGUUUCUGAUCACCUGACAGUCCUGUUUCUGAUCACCUGACAGUCCUGUGAUGUCCACUGUUUCUGAUCACCUGACAGUCCUGUGAUGUCCACUGUUUCUGAUCACCUGACAGUCCUGUGAUGUCCACUGUUUCUGAUCAUCAUAUCUGCCAGCUGAGACUGAUAUCCAGACAUCAUUGUCAGCAUUUUUGGAGAGUCUAUCUAUAUACAUUUAUGAAGGCUAUUGUUUUAGUAUUUAAAAGCAAUAAGGAUCUUACUAUAACUAAUGACCUUCUAUUUCCAGCAAAAGCGAUCGACUAGUCAAGGUGGGUGGAAUCAGGCGCAGAGAGCAAAUAAUGAAUAGAGGUUUAUUCUCCGGUGAACAACAAUAAACACGGACAACCCAAAAAUACAAACAGGGUGAAAAAUAUCCA
Molecule: messenger RNA, 3607 nt
Organism: Oncorhynchus gorbuscha (pink salmon)
Lineage: Eukaryota; Metazoa; Chordata; Actinopteri; Salmoniformes; Salmonidae
Product: ventricular zone-expressed PH domain-containing protein-like
Exons: 15
Coding region: 316-2880 (854 amino acids)
Biological process (GO): regulation of signal transduction
Cellular component (GO): plasma membrane
Molecular function (GO): phosphatidylinositol-5-phosphate binding
Source: RefSeq, a predicted model, not a curated record